Molecule: messenger RNA, 1191 nt
Organism: Striga hermonthica
Lineage: Eukaryota; Viridiplantae; Streptophyta; Magnoliopsida; Lamiales; Orobanchaceae
Source: the annotation of a GenBank genome assembly
AUGGGGAACUCUACUCAAACGAGCAAACGAGGUACUACCCGCAAGAAGCUCGACAUUAUACCUGAACAUCACGACGACGGAGGUCCACGCGAUGAUGACAGAGUGCCGGAGAGAACUCCCGAUGCACCGGAACGUGUUAGCGACCGACCUGAUAACGACCAUCCUGUCGAUGAUGUGCCCAAAUUAGAUAUUACACCAAACCGGCCUGCCACUCGACGUAGCACAAAACUCCCUUCAGUACAACAAACCGCUACGAACUCACGGUCCAGUAACCCACAACAAGGUAAUGCAAGAGUGCAACGGAUUGUUAACAAAACAGGUGGUACGCACUCAUUGGAAGAUACCCGGGCAGCAACCGAUGAUGCACUCCCGACCAUCCACACGAGGACAUCCCCAGCGAUAUUCGUGAAGGCGGUGUCCGGUUUGUCUGAGGACCAGAGACGUGCAGUCCGUGAUAUGGGAUUUGGAUGCUUGCUCGAUUUGAAGAUAACAGCAACCCCGGCGAAAAUGGGAUAUUGGCUGAUUGAUAACUUCAACCAUAUGGACCGGAAACUACAAUUAUAUGAUGGAGGAAAAAUCCAUGUGAAGGAAGAUGAUGUGUAUAGUGUGAUGGGGCUGCCCCGUGGAACUAUUGAGGUCGCGAAUCGAAAGAAAAAGACAGAUUCAGGAGCGUUGAAAGAAUGGGCCGAUAUUUAUAAUGUCAGUGUUGCCACCAAAAUAACGGCUACAAAGGUGUUGGAGAUGAUUCAGACAUGUGAUAGAAGCGACGACUGGUUCAAACGUCAUUUUGUGGUUCUCAUGAUUACGUGUUUGUUCGAGAGCUCUCAGAAAGGAGUUGCGAAUUUACGCACAGUUCACUUGCUCGACGAUUUGUCGAACGUGAACAAGAUGAAUUGGUGUGCGUACCUGAUUCGGUGUCUGGUGGGUGCUAAAAAAUCAUGGAAUGCUAGUCGGAAGCGCAAGAAUUUCACCGGACCGUUGCUAUUUUUGACGCUGUUUUAUGUCGAUAAGGUCGUGUUAUCGAUUAGAACCGUAGCGAGAUCACUACCGACUUUCAAAUCAUGGAAUAACGGCUUGCUGAAAGCAAGAGAGCGAGACGAGAUUGCGGCUGGCGCAUUCGGGAGAGGAUAUGUGGAUGAUGACAUACACGUGUCGGACACUCGUCACAUGUGGCAGCCCCAUUGUGAAUGA